AUGGAUCUGUUAACAUUAGUCGAAGCGAAGAACAAACGCACACGUGCAAAGGCCGCCUUGACGAGGUUAAAAACCUUUAUGGAAAAUUAUAGCGUGGAAUCAGGGUCGCGGCACGAUCUUACUGAACGCAAGGUUAAGUUGACCGAAUUAUGGGGUCAGUUCGACGUCGCACAAUCGCGAGUAGAAACACUUGAGAACGAAGACGCCGAAGACAUUGACCGGGACGAACUCCUCGAUCAACAAUCUUUACAAAGAGCAUCCUUCGAGGAUCCGUAUUAUCAAGUGCUGUCGAGUUUCAAUUCCGCUCUUGAAUCUUACAAUCCUCCCCCCCCUCCUCCACCUAUUAUUCCCACAGCUAGUGCUGAUAUCCCAGCGGCCGCGGCCAACCGGGAGUCGCGUGUUAAAUUGCCAAAAAUUAAGCUUCCAAUCUUUACAGGUGCUUACGAAGAUUGGUACACGUUCAAAGACACAUUUGAAAAAUUAGUGCAUGAUGAUGAAGGAUUAACAGAGACCGAGAAGUUCCAUUUUUUGCGCUCUUCGCUAAAGGACAAGGCAGCGCAAGUCAUAAGAUCUAUUGAGACCUCCACCGACAGUUAUAGAGAAGCAUGGGCGGCGGUUAAGGAGCGUUUCGACAACCGACGCUGGAUUAUCCAAAAACACGUCCGAGCUAUAUUCGAGGUACCGGCGCUAACCAAAGAGAAUCAUGUUAAACUGCGUGAGCUAUUAGAUAACACCUUGAGUCACUUGCGUGCUCUUAAAGCAAUGAAAAGACCCACUGAUUCGUGGGAUGACUUAAUCAUUCACGUUAUCGUCUCCAAACUUGAUACUGCGACUAGUAAAGUUGGGAAAUCAGCUUGGGAAAUCAGUGUUCCCGGCCAGGACGUCCCAACCUUAAAGUCUUUGACAGAUUUUCUUUCCGCACGGUGCCAAGCUCUCGAAACAAUUUUUAGCAAAUUGUCAGUUAGCCAAUCCUCUACAAACAAUAAAACAAGGUCUUCCUCUGUGUCAAAUCUCGCUACAUCUAAUGUGUCGUGUCCACAGUGCAAAGAAAACCAUCAGUUGUACCAUUGUGCGGCCUUCCUCAAAUUACCAAUUGAAAAAAGAGUUCAACUUGUAAAAAAGGCCCAUCUAUGCAUAAAUUGUCUUAGAUCCACAGCACAUCAGGCUGUGUCUUGUACCUCGAGCGCCUGUCGCAAGUGUGGAAAGAAGCACAAUACAUUGUUGCAUUUUGCGAGCGCAGCGGAUGCCGGCGGGGCAUCUGCUUCAAACGAAUCUAACCCUCAGGAAGCUGAGAAUGUUACCUUACCUGUCGUCACGCAAUGUUUAUCGACUCAGCAUUCUUCGAGCAUCAUAUUGUCAACGGCUAUUAUAGGCGUAUACGAUUCAAACAACGAGAUUCACUCUUGCCGCGCUCUAUUAGACAACGGAUCGCAAAUAAAUUUUAUAACACAGGAUUUCGCUGACAAAUUGCAUCUCCGAGAACGCUCAGUCGAUGCGUCGAUCUCCGGCGUAGUUCAAGGAGUCUUACAAGCAAAACGUAUGAUAAACGUGCGUAUCAAAUCGCGGUUCAAUAAUUUCGUCGAAAAUAUAGAAUGUCUAAUAUUGUCAAAGAUCACUCAGCCGUUACCUCAAGGUUUUAUAGCCAAACAAAAUAUUGUCAUACCGAGCCACAUAAAGCUGGCUGACCCUAAUUUUAACGUCCCAUCCGACAUCGAUAUGUUAAUUGGGGCUGAGCUAUUUUGGAGAUUGAUUUGCGCGGGCCAAAUACGAGCCUCUCGAUCUCAGCCAACCCUACAAAAGACAGUCUUGGGAUGGAUUGUUUCCGGCCCGACCACGACCAAACCUUUGGCUCCUCCAGUUGUUAGUUGUCUGGCAGUGACUGAGGAUUUGAAUCGAGCGAUUAGUCGAUUUUGGGAGCUUGACCAUCUCAUAACCUUUCCUGAAACAUCGCCGGAAGCACAAGCUUGUGAACAGCUCUACAAGGAUACAGUGAGGCGUAACAGUGAGGGACGUUUCGUGGUCCGAUUGCCCAUCAAGUCAGACAAAUUAAAGGAUAUUGGAGAUUCUGAGGAGACGGCCACCCGUCGCUUCAAGUCUUUGGAAAAGCGUCUUGUAAAAUCACCCAAGCUAUACUCAGAUUACAGGCAAUUCAUGCAGGAGUAUUUGCAACUUGGGCGCAUGCGUGAGGUCACAGAUCAUGUGAAACCUGCUGGCGCAAUUUGCUACUUUCCCCAUCAUGCGGUCUACAAAGAAACCAGUACCUCAACUAAAUUAAGAAUUGUUUUUGACGGCUCAUGCAAAACAACCACCGGAAUCUCAUUGAACGACGCAUUGAUGGUCGGUCCUACGAUCCAGGACGACCUCUUUACCAUACUAGCCAGAUUCCGCACCUUUAAAUACGCUCUCACGGCGGAUAUUACGAAAAUGUACAGACAGGUACUCAUCGAUCCCAAUCAAACUCAGCUGCAGCGCGUACUAUCGCGCGACUCUGUAGAUCAACCGAUCCGUACCUUCGAGCUUCUCACCGUCACAUACGGCACAGCGUCCGCUGCAUUCUUGGCGAUUCGAUCCCUCCGGAAGUUGGCGGAAGAUAGCACCGACAAAUAUCCAAUUGGUUCCAAGAUAGUUUUAAGGGAUUUCUACGUAGAUGACCUGGUUACCGGCGCGGAUACGCUACAAGGCGCACUUUCCAUCAAGGAAGAAACAUCUCGGCUAUUACGAGAAGGGCAUUUCGAAUUGUGCAAAUGGGCGUCCAAUGAACCAACUCUUCAUGGCGACUUGCAUCAUGAAAAAGAAUUCAUUACCUCCAGCGAUAAGGCAUGCGAAACAAGAGCCUUGGGUCUAGUUUGGAACUGCGCUGCCGAUCAGUUCAGAUUUUCCGACAUCGUUCGCCCGCCACGUUUGUCUACGGCUACCAAAAGGAGUAUUCUGUCAAGGAUUGCCUUAGUAUUCGAUCCGCUUGGGCUGCUUGGUCCUGUUACUGUUACUGCUAAAAUCAUCAUGCAGGAUCUUUGGCGUCUCAAAAUCGAUUGGGAUGAAUCCAUUCCGUUGGAUAUGGACAGCAAGUGGAAACAAUAUGAGGCUGAACUAACGUCAUUAAAGGACAUUGCUAUACCACGACGAGUCAUUACAUUAGACAAACCUGCCGCUUUGGAACUUCAUGGCUUUUCAGAUGCUAGCGAGCUCGCUUAUGGCGCAUGCAUCUAUUUACGCUCAACUAACGACGAUGGGACGCAUUCUACUCAGCUGCUCUGCUCAAAAAACCGAGUAGCUCCCUUAAAGAGUUUAUCCAUACCACGCCUAGAAUUGUGCGCAGCGCUACUAUUGGCACGACUUGUCGAUAAGGUCACAAAGGGAUUGGUUCAUGACGUGAAGUCAAUAUACUUAUGGACUGACUCCACAAUUGUUUUAGCCUGGCUCCAAUCUUGUAGCCGCACCUGGACCUCGUUUGUCGCCAACAGGGUUGGUGAAAUUCAGCAUCUAACUACCACUCGCGACUGGCGCCACGUUAGCAGUCAGGACAAUCCCGCCGAUGUUUUAUCAAGGGGAGUCAUGCCAAGUUCUCUCCGACUGACGUCCCUAUGGUGGUCGGGACCGCCAUGGUUGAGUCUCAAUAAAGAAGGUUGGCCAAGGUUUCCUGACAUCGUGGACGAGAGUCAACUUCCCGAGCGCAAAGCCACCGCCGUUGCCGCACUUGCCAUCGCAGAAUCAUCAUUCGACAUUUUCGAACGAUUUUCAAAGUUCACGAAACUAUUAAGAGCUGUAGCCUACAUUUAUAGAUUUUAUAGUCAGUUGAAGCGGCGAACCAAAAUAUCGAAAGAUACGCCAUCACAUCCAACCAAUGAGAGGCAUCAAUCCAUUUUGCCUAACGAAUUGGAACACGCGGAACAAGUUCUCGUAAAAUUGGUGCAAAAUUCUAACUUCUCAACGGAACUAGAACUGCUCUCGAGCCAACGGAACCUUCCCAGGCAUAGCCCAGUGUUAUCAUUAAAUCCAUUUAUCGAUCAAGCAGGAAUCUUGAGGGUUGGUGGUCGCCUUAAACUGUCGCAACUUCCAUAUAACGCAAAAUAUCCAAUGCUGCUGCCAGGACGUCAUCCUUUAUCUACUCUCAUUAUCAAACACGAGCACGAGAGACACCUUCAUGCCGGCCCCCAAGCCACCCUGUCGGCCAUUCGUCAGCGUUAUUGGCUUGUCUCCGCCAGAGAUGCGGUACGUCGAAUCACGCGUAAAUGCGUGAUCUGCUUUAGAAGUUCGCCAAGAUCUGCCUCUACGCUCAUGGGAAAUCUUCCCAAAUCUAGAGUAACCGUGCCCGCUCGGGCAUUCGAAAAAUGUGGAGUGGAUUACGCAGGUCCGUUCUACUACAAGGACGGACCAAGGAGGUCUGCUAAACUUCUCAAAUGCUACAUGGCCAUUUUCGUUUGCUUUGCUACAACAGCUGUUCAUAUUGAGUUGGCUGCGGACUUAUCGGCUGAAGCUUUCCUGAAUGUUUUAAAACGCUUUAUCUCCAGAAGAGGAUACCCAACAGACAUUUUCUCCGACAACGGUCUAAACUUUAUAGGCGCCGAGCAUGAAUUGCAGGAUUUGGCUGCAUUACUCAACACUCAAGAAACUCAACGAAAAAUUAUAGAUUCCAUGGCAGCCAACAGAAUCAAUUGGCACUUUAUACCUCCUCGAGCCCCUCAUCAUGGUGGUCUCUGGGAAGCUGCCGUCAAGAUUGCCAAGCGUCACCUCUUUCGGGUAACUAAGGAUGCCCACUUAAGGUUCGAAGAACUGCAAACCUUGCUCAUCCAAGUUGAAGCUAUUUUAAAUUCUCGACCCCUCACGCCUUUGUCAUCCGAUCCUGCUGAUAUCUCUUCACUGACACCAGGACACUUUUUGGUGGGCAAUUCUCUGACCUCCUAUCCAGAGCCUUCUUUAGAAGAGCUACCUAUGCAACGUUUGUCUCGAUGGCAGCAUGUCGAGCAACUACGCCAACGAUUUUGGCGACGAUGGUCGCACGAGUAUCUUCAUCACUGUCAGCAACGAAGCAAGUGGAGAACCGAGCAAGAUACUGUACAGAUUGGCCAGUUAGUCCUCUUAAAGGAAGAUAAUGUACCACCGCUAACCUGGCCUCUCGCCAGAAUUAUAGAACUGCAUCCUGGUAACGAUAAAAUUGUUCGCACCGUUACUGUCCGUACGAGUAAAAGCGUUUUCAAGCGUCCUAUAACCCGUCUAUGUAUUCUUCCUAUCGAAACUAAUUAA
Vollenhovia emeryi is the source of this 5241-nucleotide messenger RNA. RefSeq lists its product as uncharacterized. Gene Ontology annotation, molecular function: nucleic acid binding. Gene Ontology annotation, biological process: DNA integration. The record is from RefSeq and is a predicted model, not a curated record. The coding region runs from base 1 to 5241 and encodes 1746 amino acids. The transcript has a single exon. NCBI's taxonomy places the organism in Eukaryota, Metazoa, Arthropoda, Insecta, Hymenoptera, Formicidae.